Molecule: messenger RNA, 2130 nt
Organism: Trichoderma gamsii
Lineage: Eukaryota; Fungi; Ascomycota; Sordariomycetes; Hypocreales; Hypocreaceae
Exons: 3
Coding region: 1-2130 (709 amino acids)
Biological process (GO): phosphatidylinositol dephosphorylation
Cellular component (GO): endoplasmic reticulum
Molecular function (GO): phosphatidylinositol-4-phosphate phosphatase activity
Source: RefSeq, a predicted model, not a curated record
AUGGCGCACCUAGCGGCAGCUAAGCUGCCCUAUCGCGAUAUUAACCUCAAGGUCACCAGCGAUGCUUAUACGUUUACGUCGCCUUCGUCGCCCGAUGCGCCGUCUCUGGUGAUUGACCGACCGAUGGGAGAUAUUCGUCUGGCCCAGGGCGGCUUCAAUUCAACGAAGCGAGCGACGCGCGUCUCCAGCAUCUCUGGUAUUCUUGGCAUCAUCCAGCUGCCACUAGACAAGUAUGUCAUCAUCAUCAGUAAAGCCCAGCCUAUGGGAAGGCUUAAGGGGCAGAUGAUCUACAAGGUCAUCUCGACUGAGAUUCUCCCCAUGCGCGAGCGACAGAUCCACGACCCGGACGAAGACACCUUCAUCAACCUCCUCAAGACAUUCCUGGCUCAGGCGCCUCUGUACUUUUCCUACUCGACCGACCUGACCAACUCCAUCCAGCGCCAAUCCCAUGCCGACACCUCCCGACCCCUAUGGCUGAGGACGGAUGACCGCUUCUUCUACAACAAGCAUCUGCAGUCAGAGCUGAUACGGUUCCGGACCGCCGGCUCACGCAGCCAGCCUGGCCCGCAGCCUGCUACCGAUCCGUACAUCCUGCCUUGUAUCUUUGGCAUGCUCGAGAUCAAGCAGACCAAGUUCAAGAGCACGCCCCUGACCAUCACCUUAAUCUCCCGACGCUCACGAUACCGUGGUGGAACUCGAUUCUUUACUCGUGGUGUGGAUGAGGAGGGCCAUGUCGCCAACUAUAACGAGACGGAGCAGAUUGUCAUUCUCAACGACAGCAGUACAGGGCUGGGAGGAUUUGCGGGUAGCAGUGAUAUGCAGAGUGGCAAGUUUGGCACGUCGGCAGGCCAGGAGGUGCAGAUCCUGUCCUACGUCCAAACUCGUGGCAGUGUGCCGACUUUCUGGUCUGAGAUUAACAACUUGAAAUACACGCCAAAAAUUCAAGUGCGAAGUACCGAUGCUGCUCUCGCCGCGGCAGCGAAGCAUUUUGAAGAGCAGAUCCGUAUCUACGGUGACAACUACCUCAUCAAUUUGGUCAACCACAAGGGGCGAGAGCAAAAGGUCAAGGAGUCUUACGAGCAGAUGGCUAAGGCUCUGGUAUCUAUGCCCAAAGAGCAUCGAGAAGCCAAUCGCCUUACUGAUGAGAAGUUUACGACCAUCCAACCGGGCUCGAGCCGCCAACAGUUUGAUCGCCUCCACUACGUCUACUUUGACUACCACAGCGAGACAAAGGGCAUGCAGAUGCACAAGGCCUAUGCUAUCGUCGACAGGCUUCGUGAAGCUGUUGAUGCGCAAGGAUACUUCCGCGGCGUCGAUAUGCCGGGAAACAACGACGGGAGGAUCGAAGCCCGCAGCCUGCAGACCAGCGUCAUGCGCACAAACUGCAUGGACUGCCUCGACCGUACCAACGUCGUCCAGAGCAUCUUCGCUCGCCACAUGCUCGACCGCAUGCUGGUAGAUGUCGGUCUGCUCGCACAGGGCUCGACAUUCCGCAACGAGGAUCCCGAGUUCGAGGUCCUCUUCCGCAACAUCUGGGCCGACAAUGCCGAUGUUGUGUCCACGGCCUACUCUGGAACGGGCGCCAUGAAGACCGACGUCACCAGGACUGGUAAGCGUACCAAAAUGGGAGCCUUGCAAGACGGUCGCAUUGGUGUCACCAGAUACUGCCUCAACAAUUUCCUCGACGGUCCUCGUCAGGAUGCCUAUGACCUCUUUCUCGGAGUUUAUCAGCCGGGAGAAGCCAAUGCCGGUACCAACCUCAUCUUUGGCGACAGGCGGCCGAUUCUCAUCCAGGCUAUCCCCUACAUCCUUGCCUUUAGCGCCUUCAUCGUUCUCGUGGGCAUCUUCACCCCACGACCACCGAACUCGAGCGUUCUUCCCAUGCGGCUCUUUAUCCUCUUCUGGUCCAGCGUGGCAGCUUGGUGUUUUUACUUUGUCUGGACUCACGGCAUGCUCUAUGUAAACUGGCCUCGUCUGAACCCGCUGUCAUAUGCUGUUGAUGGCUACGCCGACAACUUCUCCAAGGCCAGAAAGGACAAGGUCAUUGGAUCAUUCGUUGCUAGACAUGAACGUGGACUAAGUACUGCCCGUUUCAUCAACGCAGAGGAGGGUAAAAAGAGGAUUGAGUAA